This is a messenger RNA of Iphiclides podalirius (scarce swallowtail), 987 nucleotides long. The record is from the annotation of a GenBank genome assembly. Lineage: Eukaryota; Metazoa; Arthropoda; Insecta; Lepidoptera; Papilionidae.
AUGACGUCUGUCGUAGAUGAAAGGGUUGCUGAUGAAGUCGAAGCUCUUGAGGCUAUUUUAAUGGACGAUGUAAUCAUCAAAAAAGUGGAUAAUGUUCCGACAGCAAUCGAAACUAUUGUUCAUCCAUCGACUGGGGACGAUAUUGAUCAGCAAUUUGUAUGUGUAACUUUGGAGGUUCGUUUGACCUCGAAUUAUCCAGAUAGCAGUCCUGAAGUAAUUCUUAGGAAUCCUAGAGGCUUAGAUGAUCAGCUGCUGGCCAGCAUUAAUUCACAAAUAAAGAAUAAAUUGAUAGAUUGUCUGGGUCAACCUGUUGUUUUCGAACUUAUCGAGCUGAUACGGGAGAAGUUAACAGAGAGAAACCUGCCAAGUGGACAAUGUGUUAUAUGCCUGUUCAGUUUUGUCAAUGGAGAUGUUUUCAUUAAAACAGAAUGCUAUCACCAUUUUCACAGCCAUUGCCUUGCCAACCAUCUAAUUGCUGGAAGGAAGAAUUAUCAUGAAGAGAUGGAAAAGCUGCCCAACUGGCAGCAGGUGCAAGCUCCACCAUACCAGCAAACAUGUCCAGUGUGCCGCUGUCCCAUGUCAUGCAAUGUGGACAGCUUGAAGGAAGCUCCACCGCCAGUCGACUCAAUAAACGCUCCACCAUUCCGUUUGACACCUGAAAUAAAGGCUUUGCAAAGGAAAAUGGCAGAUCUGUUGGCACAUCAGAUCGCUAAGGGCGGUGUCAUCGGGAUCGGCGAUACCGGUCCACCACCGCUAACAAUCACCACUCCAGCUGACCAUGAGAAUGCAACUAACGGUUCGCCCAGCGCUCCACAAGAGGGCGCCAAGAUCGAGUCCCACAGGAACGGCCAGCCGUUUGGCAAUACAUCCAAUGAUGACCCCACGCCCGGAUCACCCCAGUCGCGACAAGAUUAUCGCGGCCCCUACAGGGGUUUCAACCGCCGCGGCAAGCCGGGCAAGCGGGGCCGCGGCGCGGCUGGCACGCGG